AUGAGUGAACGUAGCUCGUCGUCUGCUUUGAGGUCGCCUUCACCUCGUUCACCAAGACGCGGAAGAUCCUAUUCACCACGUUCAACUAGAAGUUCAAGCUCUCGUUCCUAUUCCCGCUCACGCUCUCGCUCCAGAUCUUAUUCACGUCGUCGUAGGUCUCGUUCUCGUUCUCGCUCUCCAUACGGCAGGAGCACAAGCAGGAGUUACCACCAUUACUAUUCGAGAUCGCCACCACCGCAUCAUCACUCCCACCAUCAUAGACGCUCUCCACCACCGCCCCCCCGUGGCGGUAGAUACAGGUCAAGAUCUCCUCCACCUCCCCCUUUGAGACGCAGACCUGUCAACAAAGACUGCAGAGUGUAUGUCAGUAACUUGCCAUUCGAAGUGACCUGGCAUCAAUUGAAGGACUUUAUGAGAGAAGCGGGCCAAGUAGCGCAUGUUGAUGUUUUGAAAAUGGCAAAUGGCAGAUCGAAAGGCUGUGGCGUAGUGGAAUAUCGGUAUCCUGAAGAUGCAAAACGAGCAAUUCACACAAUGAACAAGGCAGAAUUUAUGGGCAGACCUGUGUUUGUGAGAGAGGAUCGUGAAUAUGAACAUUCAGGGCCACCUAAAGACCCCCGCGAAGCACCUGAUGAUUGUAGACUCCAUGUCAGCAAUUUGCCUUUAAACGCAAGCUGGCAGGAUAUGAAGGAUUUGUUUAGAAAGGCAGGCCGAGUGUUACAUACGGAUAUUCAUACGGAUCCAGGCUCUCGAAGACCCAAUGGUCAUGGCACCGUUAUUUUUGAUGAUGCAAGAUUUGCUCGUAUUGCAAUUGAAAUCUUGAAUGGAUACGAAUGGCAGGGUCACAGAUUGGAAGUGAGGGAAGGCAGAUAUGAAGAUAGACUUGCUUCCACGACAACAAGCAAUCCUAGACCUCUACCUCAAGCCAGUAGUAGUAGUAGUAGUAGUAGUAGUAGUAGACCACCACCUCCCAUUACACGACAAGUGAAUUUGGAACCAAUGAGUAGCAGAGAACCAUUAUACAGAGCACCACCACCACCACCACUGCCCAUGGUAGAUGGCGGUCUUCACUACAAUCAGGAUCCCUCCACGCCUUCCACUACAAUGACAUCUACUAUCUCACCACCACCACCACCUCCUCCUCCUAUAUCUGCCAUGUCACUACAACACCACCCACAAUUACCACCUCCACCGCAGCCCCUCGUAGACACAAUUCCACCACCAUACCAAAAUGCGUAUAGAUAUGGAGAUGCAGCAACAACUACAACUGCAGCAGUAAUAGCGCCACCACCACCUCCACCACCACCCAUGUAUUCUUCCAUGAGUCUAGUGGGCGGCCCUGCUGCUCAUUUACCAACGCAUGGCCAUAACCAAAUUUUCGUAAAUAACUUGCCGUUCUCCACCACCUGGCAGGAUUUGAUAGAUUUGUUUAGACAUGUAGGACCCGUGAUUCGAUCCGAAAUUGUGGCAGUAAACGGACAUCCCAAAGGGUCAGGUUUUGUUCGAUUUGACGAUGCGGUGACAUGCGAGAAAGCGAUAGAGAAAUUUCAUGGCUACAUGUACGGUGGACGUCAUUUGGAUAUUCGACUCGACAAAUACUCAACUACCAUCUAA
Mucor velutinosus is the source of this 1611-nucleotide messenger RNA. It is a transcript of the gene SENP5, whose product is annotated as protein desumoylation. Gene Ontology annotation, molecular function: mRNA binding. Lineage: Eukaryota; Fungi; Mucoromycota; Mucoromycetes; Mucorales; Mucoraceae. Gene Ontology annotation, cellular component: ribonucleoprotein complex; nucleus; cytoplasm. The coding region runs from base 1 to 1611 and encodes 536 amino acids. The record is from RefSeq and is a predicted model, not a curated record. The transcript is spliced from 8 exons.